This is a messenger RNA of Rotaria sp. Silwood2, 762 nucleotides long. Lineage: Eukaryota; Metazoa; Rotifera; Eurotatoria; Philodinida; Philodinidae. The record is from the annotation of a GenBank genome assembly.
AUGACAAAUGAAUACUAUUUAGCAAGAUUGUGUUCAGUUGAUACGCGUUUUGUUUACAAAGUGGAGAAGAGAUGGGCUUGUGAAGGAAGUGCGGCAUUAAUGUAUGAUGUGUACGUUGGUCCAUCANUGGGUUCCCAGGUACGGGAACCCCCGGUACAACAAGAUCCACCACCAUAUCAAAAUAAUUUACAAGCUAAUCGACAAUCACUCAAUUAUUAUCGACCAGCAGAAGAACGUAUGGUUGAUUUUCAAGAACUUGUUGCUCGUUAUGAAAUCAACCAUACAUUUGCGACAAAAUUACGUGCGCUUGAAGGUUAUGAAAUAGUAUUUAUAUGUGAUGAUUCAGGUUCAAUGAAUACUCCACUUGGGUAUGAAUUAAAACAAACUAUAUCAAUUGUUAUUGAUCUAGCUAGUGUUUUUGAUCCAGAUGAUGUUGAUGUUUGUUUUCUUAAUUGUGAACCUGUUUUUCAUGUUCGUAAUUCAGAACAAUUGGUGCCUAUCUUUGCCGUUCGACCAUCUGAUCCAACUCCGAUUGUUUCAGUUUUUCGAUGUGUACUUCGUGAUAAACAACAUGAAAUAGAAGAACGUAAAUUAUUGAUACUUUUAGCAACUGAUGGUGUACCAACAGAUAAUCAAGGUCAUCGAGAUAUUCGUUCAUUUGAAUAUGUUCUUAAACAAGAACGUAAACCAACAAAUCGUAUUCCUGUAACAAUUAUUGCUUGUACAGAUGAUGAUGAUCGUAUUGGGUAUUUAAAUGAUUAG